Molecule: messenger RNA, 1872 nt
Organism: Ilyonectria robusta
Lineage: Eukaryota; Fungi; Ascomycota; Sordariomycetes; Hypocreales; Nectriaceae
Exons: 2
Coding region: 1-1872 (623 amino acids)
Molecular function (GO): flavin adenine dinucleotide binding; monooxygenase activity
Source: RefSeq, a predicted model, not a curated record
AUGCGAACCGUCCCUGGAUCCGUCAACAUCCCCGUCGCCAAGUUCCCCUCUGCCCCCAAGAUUGCCGCCGCCGUCGAUCCCGCCCAGGUGGCCGCCUCAGUGGUCGACAGCUUCAACCAAAUCCUCGCCAAGCGCGACUUUGCCGCGAUCUCGCAAUUCUUUGUCGAUGACGGCUACUGGCGCGACCACCUCGCGCUUUCUUGGGUCUUCCGCACUGUCAAGAGCCCGCCUCGCAUCCAGGAGUUUCUUCAAAGCUGUGCCGGCUCCAAGGAUGGCUUCCGGCUGAAGAAGCUUGCCGUCGAUGGCACCACAGCUGUCCGCGCUCCCAAGAUUGUGCCCAUCGACGCCUCCGGAAACGUCUCCGGUAUCCAGUUCUUCGUCGCUGUCGAGACGGUCCUCGGUACUGGUGUUGGCCUUGCGCGCCUUGUCGAGCAGGGUGGUCAGUGGAAGAUCUUUACCCUGUACACGAGACUCGAGGAGCUUCGCGGUUACGAAGAGAUCAUCAACGAGCGACGAGUAAAGGGCGCUGAGCACGGUGGAAAGCCUGGUCGAAAGAACUGGGCCGAGAAGAGGGCCCUCGCAGCUAACUUCAACGACGGUAGUGACCCGUCCGUCUUAGUCGUUGGUGGUGGUCAAGCCGGCUUAACUGCCGCUGCUCGCCUCAAGAUGCUCGGUGUCGAGACUCUUGUCAUCGACCAAAACGAGCGAGUUGGCGAUAACUGGCGCAAGCGCUAUCACCAGCUGGUCCUCCACGACCCAGUCUGGUACGACCACAUGCCAUACCUCAAUUUCCCCGCCCAGUGGCCCAUUUUCACGCCCAAAGACAAACUGGCCGACUUCUUCGAGUCCUACGCCACGCUCCUCGAACUCAACGUAUGGACACGAACGGAGCUCGUCUACACGAAAUGGGACGACGCGAAGAAGUUUUGGACUGUCAUCGUCAACCGCAAAGCCGCAGAUGGAACCAGCGAAGUCCGCACAUUCUACCCCCGUCACCUCAUCCAAGCAACAGGCCACUCGGGCAAGAAGAACCAGCCAUCCAUCAAAGGUAUUGAGAACUUCAAGGGCGAUCGCCUAUGCCACUCGUCCGAGUUCCCGGGGGCUCGAGAGAACAGCCAGGGCAAAAAGGCCAUUGUGAUCGGCUCUUGCAAUUCGGCCCACGAUAUUGCACAGGAUUUCCUCGAGAAGGGCUACGACAUUACCAUGGUUCAGCGGUCCACCACACACGUCGUGUCCUCCAAGGCCAUCACGGAGAUUGCCUUGAAGGGCAUCUACUCGGAAGACGGACCCCCUGUUGAUGAUGCGGAUAUGCUGAUCCACGGCCUUCCCACUCCCGUCCUCAAGGCGAUUCAGAUCAAGGUCGGAGAGCGCCAAGCCGAGUGCGACAAGGAAAUCCUCGAGGGGCUGGACAAGGUCGGCUUCAAGGUGGACCGCGGCCCAGACGGCGCCGGUCUCUUCUUCAAGUACUUCCAGCGCGGCGGCGGCUACUACAUCAACGUCGGCGCCUCCCAGCUCAUCGCCGACGGCAAGAUCAAGGUCAAGCAGGGGCAAGAAAUCGCCGAAGUUCUCCCCAACGGGCUACGAUUUGCCGACGGCUCCGAGCUCGAAGGCGACGAGAUCGUCUUUGCCACGGGCUACCAGAACAUGCGAACGCAAACGCGCAUCAUGUUUGGUGACGAGGUGGCGGACAAGGUUGGCGAUGUGUGGGGGUUCAACGAUGAGGGAGAGAUGCGGACCAUCUGGCAGCGGAGUGGACAUCCCGGCUUCUGGUUCCACGGUGGAAACUUGGCCAUGUGUCGCUACUAUUCCAGGCUGCUCGCUUUGCAGAUCAAGGGGCUUGAGGAGGGCUUGUAUCAGGAUGGGGAGGUUUGA